Messenger RNA from Vicia faba (fava bean), 597 nucleotides. The record is from the annotation of a GenBank genome assembly. Lineage: Eukaryota; Viridiplantae; Streptophyta; Magnoliopsida; Fabales; Fabaceae.
AUGAGGAAAACCCUAGUCUUCUACACUGGACGUGCUCCUCAUGGCCACAAAACUGACUGGAUCAUGCAUGAGUACCGUCUCGACGACGACGAUAAUGCAGAAGUUCAGGAAGAUGGAUGGGUUGUAUGUAGGGUUUUCAAAAAGAAAAACACAAGCAGAGGUUACCAGCAAGAAAUUGAAGAAGAAGAUCACAUAAUAAACCACAUGAGAUCAACAAAUGGAGGUCCAUGCCACCAGAUGCUAGAGCAAAAACAUCAUCAUCACAUGCAACAAUUAGGACUGUAUGAUUACAACAACAACAACACCUUUGAUGGCUCACCAACAACAAAUACUAGCUCUGGACUUAAUCUCAUGCAGCAACAACAUCAUCAACAAGGAGAGAGGUUGAUCAAUGGCGGUGAUUGGUCAUUUUUGGAUAAACUACUUUCAUCUCACAAUGGAAAUAUGGAUCAGAAUCUCAGAAACAAAUUAUGUAACCCUCUUCAUAAUCAGCAGGCUGCAACUGCUGAUGUUGGAUCAACUUCUGCUCAGAAAUUUCCAUUUCAUUACCUUGGUUGUGAGCCUCAUCCUCAUGAUAUUAUGAAAUUUUCAAAGUAA